Molecule: messenger RNA, 1582 nt
Organism: Wyeomyia smithii (pitcher-plant mosquito)
Lineage: Eukaryota; Metazoa; Arthropoda; Insecta; Diptera; Culicidae
Product: putative gustatory receptor 28b
Exons: 4
Coding region: 49-1407 (452 amino acids)
Biological process (GO): sensory perception of taste
Cellular component (GO): neuronal cell body; axon; dendrite
Source: RefSeq, a predicted model, not a curated record
CGGGGCAUGUAGUUGUGUUACUGUUUAUCUUUAUCAUUGACUGUCAGGAUGUUUGCGCGAAAAAUGCGCAACCUAUUUAACCCACAAAAUUUCUACGAAGUACAACAACCAAUAUUAAAAGUUACCUUCAUUACCGGAAUGACCCCGUUUACUAUUGUACGAGAAGAACCAAAUGUUGCUGGAUUACGGUGCACCGCAUUCGGAUAUUUAAACAGUACAGUUCACAUUGUUUUCUUCUGCGUUUGUUACGUUAUGGCAUUAAUUCAAAAGGAAAGUGUAACGCGGUACUUUUUUCAAACAGAAAUCAGUACCCUGGGUGAUAUCCUACAAGUCAUGACAGGGUUAGUGGCACUUGUGCUAACGUUUUUCUACACUAUUUUUCAACGCAAUAAAUUGAUUCACGCGUUUAAUUUGUUGGCCAAUACUGAUGAGCAGUUUCAAAAUAUUGGAUUUGAAAUUAACUACAAAAGCACACUUUUGUACAACUAUUUCAUUAUUACCGUUCAGAUUUUGAUUCUUGGUAUCAAUUGUGGUAUUUCUAUUGGUGUAACUCAAUUUUCUACCAUUCAUCCGAGUUUUACUGCAUGGGUAUCUUUUUUCCUUCCAUUCAUAAUGAUAACAUUGGUCAUUUGCCUUUUCGUAUGUCUGGUUCAGCAAGCCCGAUAUCGGUUCUACAUGUUGAAUAGAAUUCUUGCAACUCUUCGGCACGCGAGUUUGGAGAAAAAAAUUCUCUCGCAGGACGAUAAACCGACUACUGUCCAAGUAAUGAAAAUUCAAAAGCCGUUGGGAAUUUCGGCUAAAUAUUCCAACAGCAACCGAUAUCUGCUGGAUGUGAUCAACAAGAUAGCCCGUAUUCAGGACGAACUGUGCGAAGCUUGCUGCUUCGUGGAAGAAUACUUCAAAAUUCAGAUGCUCGCCAUCGUGACUAUUUCCUUCCUGAUCGUAGUGUUUGAUUCGUACUACAUUUUGGAAAUGCUUUUCACGCAAACUUAUGUACACACAGUUUUCAGCAAGAUUCAGUUUGUGAUGUAUUUCCUGUGCCAGGCGAUCGUGCAAGUGGUUGGGGUGUUCAAAAUUGUCUUCUUCAGCAGUUUAGCGAAAAAAGAAAACGACAAAAUUGCUGUUAAUGUUCACAAAUUGAUUAAUGUCAACAACUACGACGACGAUGUGGUCAAACAGCUGUCCAACCUUUCUCUGCAGUUGACCCACCGAAAAGUAUCUUUCACAGCGUAUGGAUUAUUCAACUUAGAUUUCACACUUCUGUUCACGUUGACUGGUGCAGCAACAACGUAUCUGGUAAUCCUCGUGCAGUUCACGAUUAAUCAAAACGAGCUUUGCGGACCAAAACUGAUCAAUUCAACGAUUGCUUCUCUAGCAAAAAAUGCAUCAUUGUUUCAAAACGAUUAAAGUAGUGUAGUCGGCUUUACACUUGUGUUUGUUCCAGCUUGCAAUUUGUGACGCACCAAUGAAACAAUAUAAACUUAUGAAGUAAUUUUUAACGAUCCUCGUCAAGUGUAAGGCACCUCAAAUGAAGUGAUAAAAUCUAGUGAGCUAGAUAUGAUAUUUCAAAUAUCUCAAAUAA